AUGGGUUGCCUAAUUGCAUUGACCUUGGCUGCAAAGUACCCCAAGUGUGUAAAAUCAAUCACCCUUACUGCUCCGCCAUACACUUCUUGUGAGGGAAAUGAUGCUUGUCUAAAUGCACUAUCAAUGCUUGCUGGGAAGAAAUUUUGGUCCCCAUUGUCAUUUGGUUAUUCAUAUAUGUCAUGGUAUGAGCACUUGGGUCCCACUGUUUGCCUUGUCUAUUGCAGAAAUCACAGGAUAUGGGAGAGCAUCCUAAAAUUCAUUGCUCGCAAGAGGCAUCUUCAUUUCUUGACCAUAGACUUAACCAGGCACACUCAUCAUUCAGCUUGGAGUACCAUGCAUAAUGUGAUAUGUGGAGGAGAAAAAUUUGUGGAUAGUUAUCUAAUGAUUUUGACCAAAGCUGGAGUCAGAAUAAAUGUGAUUCAAGGUGAUAAAGACAAGGCUGUCCCAAUGGAGUGUUGUAGUAAGUUAAACUUGAAGGCUCCUAAUGCUGAAAUCAGCAUCAUUCCAAAUGCAAACCAUGGCACUGUACUAUUUGGCAGAAAGAAGGAAUUUGCAUGUAGUUUGGAGCAUAUAUGGGAAUCUUGCUGUUGA
This is a messenger RNA of Glycine soja, 591 nucleotides long. Its product is annotated as probable lysophospholipase BODYGUARD 4. The coding region runs from base 1 to 591 and encodes 196 amino acids. The transcript is spliced from 3 exons. The record is from RefSeq and is a predicted model, not a curated record. NCBI's taxonomy places the organism in Eukaryota, Viridiplantae, Streptophyta, Magnoliopsida, Fabales, Fabaceae.